AGGCAGUAGCCACAACGCGAGCCGGUUGCUACUCUGUACUCUGACCGUGCCUUGGCUGUUAAUCAGAUUUCAGUCUGCAAGAACAAGUUUGAGUUUAAGCAGGUGAUGAUGGAGGAGGCUUUUGAUGUCGUGGUGGUGGGUUCCUGUAUGACCGACUUGGUAAGCCAGACACCAAGGCUACCCAAAGCAGGGGAAACCAUCCAUGGUCACAAGUUCUUUAUUGGCUUUGGGGGUAAAGGAGCCAACCAGUGCAUUCAGGCUGCCAGACUGGGAGUCAAAACCACCAUGAUCUGCAAGGUUGGUAAAGACUUCUUUGGAGACGCUUAUAUCCAGAAUUUCAAGGACAACAAUGUGUCUACAGACUUUGUAUGGCAGACUUCUGAUGCAGCCACAGGAGCCGCUUCAAUCACCGUCAACGAUGCAGGUGAGAAUGCCAUUGUGAUUGUGGCCGGUGCCAACAUGCUGCUGGGUGGAGACGAGCUGCAGAAAGCUCUCCCGGCCAUCCGAAAAGCUAAAGUGUUGGUGUGUCAGCUGGAGAUCAAUCCACAGACUUCCCUCCAGGCUCUACAAAUGGCUCGCGACAACAAAGUGAAGACGGUUUUCAACCCCGCGCCGGCCAUCCCGGACUUGGAUUAUAAUUUCUACAAGGUCUCUGAUGUGUUUUGCUGUAACGAGUCAGAGGCAGAGCUGCUAACUGGCUUCUCGGUUAAUAACGUGGAGGGAGCCCACCGCGCCUCUCAGGAGCUGCUCAGGCGAGGCUGCGGGGCGGUCAUUCUCACUUUAGGACCUCAAGGCUGCGUGGUGCUCAAGGCACAGGAGAAAACUUCAACACACGUUCCAUCUACGGCAGUCGCAGCAGUGGACACGACAGGAGCUGGAGACAGCUUCAUUGGUGCUCUGGCGUUUUACUUGGCUGUCCACCCCACCAUGACCCUGGAGGAGAUGGCAGGCAGAGCCAAUCAGGUGGCGAGUGUGAGUGUGCAGACCUCCGGCACACAAACGUCAUUCCCCUUCAGACAGGAUCUACCGGCCAAACUGUUCUGAGAUCAGACACACAAACCUGUCUGCAUGGACCAAGUGGAUCGUCUUAGGAAGUCUGCUGCUUUAAGAAGCCUUACAAUAAUACAUUUGACAGCUGUUGAAUAAAUGUGACAGUAAAAUUG
This is a messenger RNA of Nothobranchius furzeri (turquoise killifish), 1163 nucleotides long. RefSeq names its product ribokinase (gene rbks). Gene Ontology annotation, molecular function: ribokinase activity. The record is from RefSeq and is a predicted model, not a curated record. NCBI's taxonomy places the organism in Eukaryota, Metazoa, Chordata, Actinopteri, Cyprinodontiformes, Nothobranchiidae. Gene Ontology annotation, biological process: D-ribose metabolic process.